AUGGGGUAUUACCACAGUCUGUAUCCCAACCAAUCUGGAGCAGAUUCUCUCUCCACGCAGCGCUUCGGUGUCUCAGGGGCUCACUUUUCUUUCAUAGGCGCCCCUACGUCAGACGGGACGCGCCAAGGCCUGGAUAGCAUGAGAGGCGGAGUCUGUGUCACGCAAGGCAUGAAGGUGGUCCUGAAAGUGGGACAGAGCCCAUAUGGACUGCCUCCGAAGAAGGAGCCUGCGGGACGCACCACCAGCAGAAACCCAGGCGGCGCGGGGAACUCCACCCAGUCCCAAAGACCCAACAGCUUCGGGAACGAGGGCACUGGUGAGAACCUUCAACCCUCCAACAUCGCCAUCAUCGCCGGCGCCGCUGGGGGCUCCGCCUUCCUCCUGCUGGUGACCGCCGUGAUCUGCGUGGUGUGCUACCGGCGGCGGCACGCCAAGCACUCGGACACCCACCACCCGCCGCUGUCGCUGUCCUCGCUCACCAGCCCCAAGCGGGGGGGCGGCGGCGGUAUGGGCCUCACCAGCUCCAACAACAACGGCUCGGAGCCCAGCGACAUCAUCAUCCCCCUGCGGACGUCGGACUCGGCCUACUGCCCGCACUACGAGAAGGUGAGCGGGGACUAUGGACACCCCGUCUACAUCGUCCAGGAGAUGCCACCUCAGAGCCCGGCCAACAUCUACUACAAAGUAUGAGACGGCCUCUUCUCCGGCCGACUGGACACACCCACCUCCCUCCACCCAUUACCAACCAACCCCCUACUCCAAACGAAGCCACAGCGCAGCUCGCCACCACAGCUCCGACCCUGAACCCCUCAAAACGACUAGUGUCGCCCCAUGGAACCCUCUCACUGCCCCGUGAGCCCACACCCCCCCCGACCACAGUUGUGUUUCUCGCUGAAAAAAGCCCCCCCCGAACCCCAUCCUCACACAACUGGGCCACACAGUGUGUGUUGAGGGUGAUGUCGUAUCCGUACACAGCCCUUCUCAACGAGGCCCUCACGAAUGUGCGAGAGCCUCUGAGUGCCCCCCCUCUUGUUAACUCAGAGCUAAACGAGCCCCACCCGUGCUGAAUAGAAGAGUUGUUCCCCGAAAUGCCAGCCUUUUUUCUAGGAGUAUGGACCUGGCGUUGGGACUCGCGAUGUUUUAAAAAAAGAAAAGAACUACAAGAGCAACAAAAAAAAGAACUACACCCCUGAACCCACUUAGCGCCGGAGAACUCUGAUUCCCGGAGGCCGUACCUGCCUAUUCCACCAUCCCGCCCCUCAGAGCUCCGUCAGCCAACCAGAGACCGGCCCCUGCCACUAACUCACCAGUAGGAUCCUAGUUUGUGUGUGUUUGUUUCUUCUGAGGAAACAGGGGGCCUCAGACUCAACCAAUCAGCAAGCCUGGGCGACGGUCACAUGACCGGGCCGGGGCCUGACCAAUCGGUGACACUCAGAAUCUUGUAUAUUUUAAUAAUGUGUGUGUGUUUAUGUGUGUGCUGCUGAGUGAGUGUGCAUAGGACUUGGAUAAUAAUUAUGGCGCUGCUGCUCCACAUUAGGCGUGUGCGUGCUUCAGUACAGCAGGUUUGCAGACGCGUGUGUUUAGCCGGCGCGUGUGUGUUUCAGCUUUGUGCGUGAGCGACUGUGCGUGCGUGCGUGCGUUCUUUAGACUUGUCUUAAAUACCAAAACACAAAAUAGUGAGCGAAUAUCAAAAAAAAAGUGAGAUUUUUUAUCACUAUCAACACUUAUAGAUUAUAUAUAUGAAUAUCCAGUAAAUAAUUUCUAGAUGUUUUCUUCAGUUUUUCUAUUGUUUCGUUAUUUUUACCCACUCUGAUAAAGUACACUUCUGUUGAUAGACAUUUUUAUCUGCUUUUUUCUUUUUCACACAACUUAAAAAGACCUUCUUUCCUCUCUGUUCCCCUUCGGUUGUAUAUUAAUUUAAUCCCUUUUUUUUAAAUUUCCUGGCGAACAGAGGUUGUUUCUCUCUUCCUCUCUUCCCUCUCUCAUUCACUCCCCCACCUCCCUCCCGCCCUCUCUCUCCCCCCUUCCCCUCUAGGGUCUCUGAACUCUGUGUAUAUUUUUAUAGCUCCUUGUACUAUGCCGUAGUUUUGAAGUUUAGACCUCGUUUGUGGAAGUGUUGAGGUAGAACCAUCUAUGAAAGUUUUUUUUUUUUCCAACGCUUUUUUUGAAACUGCAGAAGUGAAAAGCAGUGAGGGGCACGGGCGAGGCGGGGGAGGCGGUGAUGGCGGGGGAGGCGGGGAGGGUGCGUGUGUGUGUGCAAAUGGGGAGGGGGUGCGGCGUCGGUGGCGAGAGGGGAUGAAAUAAAAAAAAGAAGAAUAAAGGAAAAAGAACAGGGCAAGAGAGAGUGCUGUCUGGGGAGGAGGAAUAAAGCAGCGUCUGAAUGCAGAACUUUAUAAAAAAAAAAAAGGAGAAAGGGAGGGAGACGAGGGAAGAAAAGACUGAAGGAACGGCAUGCCGACGAAAAAGCAGCAGAAAGGGAGGGUAGGAUGGGGAGCGGCAGGAGUGAGAGAUGAAGGAUCCCGAGGAGGGAAGGAUGGUGAGAGCAGAUAAAAGAGUGGCUGGUGAAGGAGAGACACCUUUUCUUCAAAUGGAGGGUCUGAGCCGCCCGGACGGAGGCGACGGAGCGACGGCCACAAUGGAUUUUCUGAGGAGUUGGACUCUAAACGUGGAAAGGAGAGAUCCCAUCACAUACUUUCUCUCUCUCUCUCUCUCUCUCUCUCUCUCUCUCUCUCUCUCUCCCUCUCUCACAGACACACACACACACACACAUCUACUGUCACACUUUACGUUAACGUUAGGUGGCACAUUUCAGAUUUGCUCCUCUUCUCCACCGAAAUUCGUUGUGUUGAAACGCGUCUCUGUGUCACACAAACGCACACACACACUCUCAUUUACUACAAAAGCACACACAGUGCCCUGCUAGCCGCGGACACACACAAGAGAACCCCCCCCCAGGCAGUCAGUACACUCUGUUCGACACACACACACACCCCAACACAAAUUUCACACCUUCUAAUGACUGUCACAAAUGCCUACUGAUUGCAUUGAAUGACAUACAUUCUCUCUCCCGCUCCCCCCCGCCACACAAACACGCACACACACACUCUUCAUCCACACUCGACAAAAAAAAUGCCGAUUGCUUUCACAUGACUCUGUAUUCCUGUGAUUAAGACUAACCCGAUGGACAUGGGAGGGAUGAAAAGAGGGCUUGUGUGCGGUGUGUGUUUUCUUUCUCGCACCCUCACGCCCUCGCACAAAACGCACACACACAAAACACGCCAGUGCCCAGCCCCUCGACCUUGGAGGGCGACAACACGACGCCGUGUUUUAGAGGUGCGAUAUGUUCUCAUGUGCAUACUAAUAAAGCUGUUUUGUGUUGCUCAAA
This is a messenger RNA of Pleuronectes platessa (European plaice), 3385 nucleotides long. RefSeq names its product ephrin-B2. The coding region runs from base 1 to 690 and encodes 229 amino acids. The record is from RefSeq and is a predicted model, not a curated record. NCBI's taxonomy places the organism in Eukaryota, Metazoa, Chordata, Actinopteri, Pleuronectiformes, Pleuronectidae. The transcript is spliced from 4 exons.